AUUCUAAUUCAUUUGGUAUUACAAUUUAUGAACGGUGCUCGUGGCUUCAAUAAUUGCAAAGUUCCACUAAUUAUCCGAAUUUUGGUCUGGAUCCCUAUCAUCUUCGCUUCAGAUGAGGACAUGGACAACAGUAAUGGAGAGGACAACUCUAACGACAGUGAGGAUACCGACAAACAGCCGAUACAACACACAGGAAGAAGAAGAAAAGAGACGAGUGUUCGGUGAAGCCUACCAAGCGGCUAUUUGGAACACGGUCGAUCAGUUCCUUCGGCGCCUUCGCACCGUGGACGCGAGCAUACAACGUUCUUUGUCGUCAAUUUUGAACGCUCAUCUCUAUUCUCUGAUAGAGACGUCGGGGAAUCCCACAAAAAAUUGCACGUUUUUUCGAAUUGGUGACCAUCUCGAAAGGAUUGGUCGAACUUUGUAAAUCUGCUGCUGGAAAGCAAAAUUAGAUCAGGGAGAAUGUUUCGUGAUAUAGUUCGGGACAGUGUAUGACAAAGUCUGAAGUCGUUCAAUUCAUCUUAAAGGAACCCAAUCGGAAAAAUACUCGACAAUAGCGCCAAAAUAUCAGCAGCAUAAUGUCAGAGGGUUGUACGAGUUGCAGAGGCGCGAAUUAUACGAGUGGUACUUUGCAGUUAGGCACGACUGCCGGUGGCAAUACCGGAAGUUCGUCGUCUACGUCUGGGGUAACCUGUGCAACCACAAGGAGAGUUCAGAUUCGCGCAAAAGUGUUAUAUGGUACAGGCAAAGCAAUAGCGAGCUUGCAAGCGCAGGAGAAAGCGGCCAGACACUGACGAGCCUGGUCGUUUCUUCCCUCUCCUGCGCAUUAUCGAAAUCGAGGGAAGCGAACGAUAAAACAGAAAAUUACACUAAGAGUCAAAUGUCAAAGCGAGUAAACAUUUCGUUGGAUUAUAAACACCCUUUAAUAUUGGAGAUUCAAGAAAACGACGCAAAUGCUCCGUAUCCUGGCGAAACAGCGCAUUUGAAAUACGUACCGAAAUUACUAAGGAGAGAGACACAAGAGGUAGCAGCGGAUGUGUUACAGCCAAGAAAUUCCUAUAAAAUCAUGUACAUUCCUACGAAAGAGACAAAUCAGACAGGAGAUGGAAUUCGACAUAAAUUUUUGAAUGCAUCCCAUAUUUCUGAAAUCUCCGAAGUAACAGAAAUAACAACAAGCGAAAUAGAAGAUAAAAAAAUCAGAAAGAUGGAAGAUAGACUUAAAGAGAAAUUUUUGACCGGAUCGCUGAAUAAUACGGGCAUCAAAAUUUCAGAAUCGUUGAAUAAUUCAAAAAAUAACAAUUCACAACAAGUGAAGUUUUUUCGGAAUGAUGACGUUCAAACAAAUAAAUAUUCUAACAUCAGUGGCAUUUUGAUGAUGAAAAUACAUUCUAAAAAAUCGGACAAUACCUCGAUUCGACUGAUCAAUAGGGAAACACAGAACGUUGAAGCGAAAGCCGAUAAUCAAACUCUGGAUAGUCAUACCGAUGAACAAAAAUGGGAAUCUGAGGAAGACGCUUUACUAGAAGCUGCGAAGUAUGGAUUACAAGCUAUGCAUGAUCUUUAUUAUGUCCAAGAACCUAAAUUAUAUUCAAUGGGUCUUUAUCUGGAGAGCGACAAUCCAGCGAGAUAUGUAGCAGCAUUUAAUGAUCAAUCGGAGGAAGCAAGAGAUCUUGCAAGAUUCGGAUAUGCAGCUCUUCAAGGUACCUCUAUGUUUUUAAAAAAGUUUCCUAAUACGCCAUUGGAAUUACCCUUAAUCCGAAAUAAGUUAACUAAAAGAACCUCGUUGGAACAACAAUGUCCACAAAGAGAUCCACCCCAAUGUCCACGAGCUAGCUUAAGAUACAGAACGUCUGACGGCAGCUGCAACAAUCUGCAGAAUCUCUGGUGGGGAUCCGCUAUGUCUACAAUGCAGAGAUUUCUUCAACCGGAUUAUCACGAUGGCGUUCAAAGUAUUAGAAGAUCGAAGAACGGAAGACCACUCCCAAGCGCACGAGAUAUUACAAGCUUAAUCCAUGAAAACAAAGACGUACCUCUAGCUUCUGUUACUCACAUGCUAAUGCAGUGGGGGCAGUUUGUAGAUCACGAUUUAACAGCAACUGGCCAAAGCAGAGGAUUUAAUGGCACAGUACCACAAUGUUGCUUACAAGGAGGCAUCGGUUUUCAACUGCCAGAAUUUAUGCAUCCAGAGUGUCUUCCGAUAGCAGUGAAUUUACGCGACAAUUUCUAUGGUCCUUUGGGUGUGAGGUGUUUGGAAUUUCUCAGAAGCGGACCAGCUCCUAAGGAGGGCUGUGAAUUUGGCCCGAGAGAACAAUUGUCCCAAGUGACCAGUUAUUUGGAUGCCUCCAUGGUUUACAGUAGUAAUGCCAUGCAUAGUGACAGUCUGAGAAUAUUUCGGAAUGGCUUACUGCAAUACGGAAGAAUACAGUCGCGAAGAUCAUCGUUUUUGAAACCUAAAUCGGAUUUAUGCAAACGCGGGUCUUUGUCUACAAUUUGCUUCCGGGCUGGCGACGGACGUCUAAGUGAGCAACCCGCUCUUAUGUCCCUGCACGUCGUCUUUCUAAGAUUGCACAACAGGAUAGCCACGGAAUUAUCAGCCUUGAAUUCCCAGUGGAGCGACGAGAAACUUUUUCAAGAAGCACGAAGAAUCGUUGGCGCAGUAAUCCAACAUAUAACUUAUCGAGAAUUUCUGCCGAUCAUUCUUGGUCCUCAAGUGAUGAAAAUCUUUGAUUUGGAAGUUCAUAAAAAAGGUUACUACAAAGGGUACGAUCCGACAAUAAAUCCCACCAUUGCAAAUUCAUUUUCUACAGCGGCUUAUCGAUUCGGACACUCACUGGUCCAGCGAAGUUUUAUUAGAUUUGAUAGCAAUCACAGACCCAUUUUUAAUAGUAAGUAA
Messenger RNA from Acromyrmex echinatior (Panamanian leafcutter ant), 2893 nucleotides. RefSeq lists its product as uncharacterized. Gene Ontology annotation, molecular function: heme binding; peroxidase activity. The record is from RefSeq and is a predicted model, not a curated record. Gene Ontology annotation, biological process: response to oxidative stress. NCBI's taxonomy places the organism in Eukaryota, Metazoa, Arthropoda, Insecta, Hymenoptera, Formicidae.